AUUGAGGUUAUCUCUUGCGAGUGGUGGUAUUAAUUUAUUUUUUAUUAAUCUAUGUGAAAUAUUAAAAUGAGUAAGAAGUUAUACAAUCUAAAAUGGCAGUCUGUAGCAUUAGAAGGGUUUCCGGUAUCUAUGUCCGACAAAUUCCAAGGAUUUGUGGGCUUAGAAGAGUGCACCAGUUAUGGUUUGGAUAAAGAACUAAAAUCGCGUAAAAAGAAAAAACAGACAAAAAAGAGGAGAAAUGAGGAUACAGAAAUAUCAGAUGUAGCUCCUAAAAGGGUGAAAAAAGAUAAAAAGAAAGAGAUAGCACCUAAAGCACCUGUAAAACUUAGCAAUGGAUUCAUCGUAGAAUCAUGCAAUGUGACUAAACCUUCCACAACUAACGAGGUACAACCAGAAAAAAAUAAAACAAAGAAGCAGAGAAGGAAAAAUAAGAAAAACAAAAAGAAAACUCCAGAAAACCCAGAAGAAAACCCAAAAGAAGUCAAAAAUAAAUCUCCAAAGAAAAAUAAUAGUAAUAAUAAAAAAUCAAAGCCCAAAUUAGGAGAGAAUAUGUCAGAAACUGUGUCAGACCUGACACCAGAAGACAUGCUGACUUGGGCAGAGUUCAAAUUGCCAGAACCAAUAAUGAAGGCCCUAACAGAACUAGGCUUUAAAAAACCAACAAAGAUACAAGAGCUAUCAUUGCCUGCUGCUAUACAUGGGCGUAGGGAUAUUCUAGGAGCAGCUGAAACAGGCAGCGGAAAAACUCUAGCUUUCGGCCUUCCUAUACUAACUGGAAUCAUAAGACUGAAGGAAAAGGCAGAACUGAAGGGCCUAGACGUCUAUGACAUCCCCUACAAAAAGACCUCAAUGAAAAGGAAAUAUAUAAAACCUGAACCUGUAAAGAAAAAGGGAAAAGUUAAUAAGAAGAAGCAAGAGAAAAGAACAGAACAGAAAGCAAAAGAGUCUUCUGAAGAUGGCUAUGGUUCUGAUGAAGAGAAUUCUGAUUCAGAACAAGAAGAAAACAAAACAUCUGAAAUAGCUAAAAAGUGUGCACCUGUAAAUAAAUCUAAAAAUGAAACUUCUAGAAAAGUUAAGCCAACUAAAAAUGUUAAGAAAUCUAAUGACAAUGUUAAAGAGGAUGAUGACUAUGUAGAAGAAAUUGUAGUACCAAUAAAACGUAAAGAAACUUCAGCAGAUGAAGGUAAUGACAGUGAUGACAGCUCCAACUACAUCCAUCUCUCAGAAAUGUUUGAUUCAGACGAUUUGGCUGCCUCUAGUGAUGACGAAAAUGAUAAAACUGUGUCCGAAACAGAAAACAAAGAAACAGAUAAUAGUGACACUGAAAGUGCUGAUGAAUCUAAUUCUGAGAACAGCAAUGAUGAGACUCAGGACGAAAUUGAUGAAGAUAGUGAUGAGGAAAGUCAGAGCGAAAUUAAUGAUGAUGAAGAAGAAUCUGUGGAUGAGAGUGAAGACGAUGAUGAUGACGAAAAUGAUGAAGACACUACAGUAAACGAGAGUGACGAUGAUGAUGAUGAUGAAAUCGAUGAAGAUACAACAAUAAACGAUGAUGAAAAUCCUGAUGCCAAUGAUGAAAAGUCCAUUGAAAGUGGCAGUGAUGAAGAUGAUGAAGAAAUGGACGAAGGUAAUGAGAAUGAACAAGGCAUUGGCUGUGUGAAGGUCAUAGACAAUAUAGAGAUACCUGGACAUGUGGUGGUGAAGACUGGCAAGCCUCUGUAUGCUUUGAUCCUGACUCCCACUAGAGAACUGGCCAUACAGAUUAGCAGGCAUUUGAUAGCUGUUGCCAAAUACACAGGCAUAAGAAUAGCGACAAUCGUAGGCGGCAUGGCAGCCGUCAAACAAGAGAGGGUGCUCCGCUCAGGGCCCGAGGUGGUGGUGGCGACUCCCGGCAGGCUGUGGGAGCUGAUAUCGCAGGGCCAGCCGCAUUUGCAACAGCUGGACUGUGUUAAGUUCCUAGCCAUAGACGAGACAGACCGCAUGGUGGAGCGUAACCAUUUUGAAGAACUCGAGCCUCUACUAGAACGCCUCAACGCGGACGAAGAGCGAAGCAGAACGAGGCAGAACUUCGUGUUCUCUGCCACUCUCACUAUGGUUCAUGACCUGCCGGCGCAUAUGAGAGGAAAGAAGGUUACAAAAAGAGGCAAGAUAAUAAACAGAAAGGUCGAGAAGAUGACUCCGCAGCAGAAGAUCAAGCGGCUGGUGGCCAAGAUCGGCAUGACCGACCCUAAGGUCGUGGACAUCACCACUCAGAACUUAGGUACAGCAGAAACCUUAACGGAGAGCCGCAUAGCGUGUGCCAUAGAGCACAAAGACGCGUACCUCUACUACAUACUAAAGAGGCACCCUGGAAGGACCAUAGUGUUCUGCAACUCUAUAGGCAGCGUCAAGCGGCUGGCGCAGUUAUUCUCUAUGCUCAAGUGUCAUCCGCUGCCGUUACAUGCUAGCAUGCCUCAAAGGCAGCGCUUGAAGAACUUGGAAAAAUUCCGCGACGACCCGCACGGCGUUCUGAUAGCUACAGACGUAGCCGCUAGGGGACUGGACAUACCUGAUGUAGAUCACGUCAUACACUAUCAGGUCCCUAGGACUGCUGAGAACUACGUCCACCGCAGCGGGCGCACCGCGCGAGCCUGCAAGGAGGGGCUGACGAUCCUGAUGAUGGAGCCAUCGGAAGCCUUCCUGUACUCCAAGCUUUGCCGCACGCUCAAUAAGACAUCUGAAGUCCCUACCUUCCCUGUACCGCCACAACAACUGGCCCCACUGAAGGACCUAGUGUCAGUAGCGCGGGACCUAGACUCGCUGACGUUGCAACCACGACCGUCUGAAGUCCCUACCUUCCCGGUACCGCCACAACAACUGGCCCCACUGAAGGACCUAGUGUCAGUAGCGCGGGACCUAGACUCGCUGACGUUGCAACGGGCUUCGUCUGAAGUCCCUACCUUCCCGGUGCCGCCACAACAACUGGCCCCACUGAAGGACCUAGUGUCAGUAGCGCGGGACCUCCUAGACUCGCUAACUUUACUACCACGACCAUCUGAAGUCCCCACGUUCCCGGUGCCGCCACAACAACUGGCCCCACUGAAGGACCUAGUAUCAGUAGCGCGGGACCUAGACUCGCUGACGUUGCAACGAAGACGCGCGUCGCAAGCGGCGGGAUGGCGCGAGCGAGCUGCGAGGGAGAUGGACAUGAUCAUCGAUGAUGACGACUUACCAGUAAAGGAAGUUGACCCGUCCAUAGACAAGGCUCUGCAGGCGAAAAAGAGACAGCUAGAGUCUAUGCUCACUCGCCCUCUCUUUCCAAAGGGAUUCUCGUUCAAGUACCCUACGUUGAACGAUCCUGCGGUCUUCGCUUAUCCUGAGGAAAAUGCUUUACAGGUCAUGAAAAAAGCACUAGAAUCAGGAGAACUAAAGAAAGAGAAAAGGAAAAGUAAAAACUCAUCGUUGUUGAAAUUAUCAUUGUUUUUUUAUCAACAUGAAUUUGUCUACAAUAAACCCUUAAUUCGACGACACAGACCAGUAAAGGAAGUUGACCCGUCCAUAGACAAGGCUCUGCAGGCGAAAAAGAGACAGCUAGAGUCUAUGCUCACUCGCCCUCUCUUUCCAAAGGGAUUCUCGUUCAAGUACCCUACGUUGAACGAUCCUGCGGUCUUCGCUUAUCCUGAGGAAAAUGCUUUACAGGUCAUGAAAAAAGCACUAGAAUCAGGAGAACUAAAGAAAGAGAAAAGGAAAAGUAAAAACUCAUCGUUGUUGAAAUUACAAAAGAGGAAAUAAAUAUAUUUUUACACCUGAAUAA
Molecule: messenger RNA, 3790 nt
Organism: Ostrinia nubilalis (European corn borer)
Lineage: Eukaryota; Metazoa; Arthropoda; Insecta; Lepidoptera; Crambidae
Product: ATP-dependent RNA helicase DDX24
Exons: 17
Coding region: 67-3768 (1233 amino acids)
Molecular function (GO): nucleic acid binding; RNA helicase activity; ATP binding
Source: RefSeq, a predicted model, not a curated record